AGGAUAAUUGUUUCCUUUUUUUCACCUCAUAGUUUCGAACAUUGUAGAAACGGGUAGUGGGAUAGUAUAAACACCAGACAUCAGCCAACUUUUCCUUCGCCAUCGACUCGCGGUAGGUGUGAAGAUGCUCUACGUACGGGUACUGGAAGCUUUUUUUUCCAAGCAAGAGUCAGCGAACAAUCUAGAGCUGCUGGAAACAGUAAAGGCUUUGUCGGAGGUGAAAACUUUGCUACCAGACCCCUGACCUUAGAGUAGAAUUUAAAAGAAAAACGAGAGUAAAAUCUCUCAUCCUUUCGAGAAAGCUCUGGGUUUGAUUGUAAGAAACCGCCAUCCACUCCCUUCACUCCGAUAGGCGGCAGUUUGGGGGUUUUUAUUUUCGAGGGCAUAUAAAUAAACAGCACACAGGGAUACACACAAGGAUGAGCAUUGCUACAUACAGCCACCCAACGAACACCACCUUUCUGAAAUGUCCACAGAGUAUGUCAAGUAAUUUGACAAAAAUGGUUGACAGACAGGUGGCAAAUCACACUUUGGCGAAUGUGUAAAUAACAAAACAAGUAACUGCGCCCAGGUGACCAAGUCUAGGAAGUUUUAGUCCAGUUGUGGUUGCAGUCAGUCUUCGAUUCGGGUUUUUAAAAGAAAAACUUCUUUGUUAAUCUCUCUCAACACUUUCCCUUACAUGCAUUAAGCUCAUACGAAGCCUGCUUAAAUGUCUUCAAAUAAAAAUAAGGAAAACUCGCCAUUCACAGUUGAUUGAAUGGCAUCCUGUUUACAAUCACUGAGGUAAUCAUUAAUUCUGAAGAUACGAGCGCCACCCAGUGUCGUUGUCUGCCCUUGUCGUUGAGCAUGAAGGUGAAGGAGCGGAGUAUCCGACAUGGAUUCCAACAGAAUGGUGGCUUCUGGCUUUGCCUGUCUUGUCUUUUACAUUCUGCCUGCUGCAGUCACAGAUUCCAUUUGCUCCUGCCAAAGUUAUACUUCUUGCAACUUCAGCCUCAAUGAUUUUCAGCCGAGUCGUCUCAGAAAUGUCGCGAUAGGAAAACCAACAAAAAUGAGUUCACAGUUGAACAGCUCAGUUUAUAACCAGACAUCAGGUCCACCUUGUCUCGCUGUGGACGAUAAAACAGAAGGCAUCUUUAGACCUAUUAACCAAUUUCCGGACAGUCCUAAUUGUAUACAUACGGGUGAUAAUGACCGUGAACCCUACUGGGAGGUCAACCUGGGUGAGCCGUAUGCUAUUUCCUCCAUCAUCAUCUACUGGAGAAGUACAGAUCUCGCUCGCAGUAAUGGAGUGAACGUGACCGUGGAUGGACAGCUGUGUUACACUUUCCAAGGUCCAGCUGUUACUUUGUCUUCAAACAUCAUCUGUGAUACUUGGCUCACUGGACAAACAGUACGACUGUCAAAGGCGGACAUGACUUUGAACCACUACUUCCUCACUCUCUGUGAAAUUGAAGUGAUGGUCUGCUGUCCGGGGUACUUUGGACGUGAGUGUCAAGAAGUCUGUCCAGAACCAGUCUGCAAGAACAACCAGGUCUGUAGUCCUGUGGAUGGAACAUGCCCUCAGGCUGGAGCAGUCAGCUCGCCAUCUGACAAUGACAUGACAAAGGUGGCACUGCCAGUUGUAGGUUCCCUCCUAGCUUGCUGUAUUCUGGUUGGACUCAUCGUGGCGAUUGUUUUUUGGCUGAAGCGUGCUAGAAACCACCAGCACGAACCUACUACAAGACCCCAAAGUAGAAUUGUAUAUGAAGGGUGUGCUGAGACCUUUCAGAUCGCAUUUUCUCCUGACUACAUCAAUACAAGGUGGGACAAGGAAGUACCAAUGAGGACAGGAAAUGCCUUCAAUCCUUUUCCCAGACACACACAUGAAGAAGGAGACUCCUCCGCCCUCGGCAUGAGCUCCCUUGACAAGGAUGUGUACGAGGAAGUUAACUUUCCUGUUUGACUAUUUAACAGUUGCCAGAGGGGGAAAAUAUUUUACAUAUUGCCUCAGUAUGAGACAAAACACUAAGUGCAGGUGAAAGUAAGUGAUGAGGAAGGAGUGCUGCUUUUUAAAGCGCUUUGAUGUUAUUUCUUAUCUAUUACUAUAAGUUUAUUUAAAAGUAAUAUGUCAAUCGUAAAAUUAACAAAUGAAAUUCUAUUUAUUUAUAUUUCAAAUUGAUAGUCAUUCAAAAAGGUAAUUUAGCUUAACAAUUGGCACUGUAAGCCAAGAAAUUAAUACAAACUUUGCUACUGGUAAAUCCCGAAUAACACUUUCAUAUUCAAUUUUUUCUUAAUGUGGUUUCAUUAAUAUUGGCUGUUAAUAAUAAUUCUGAUGGACUGCAAGAGAAACGCUACUCUUCAAAAAGAAUGCAAAGAAUCAAUCUAACUGAAAGACUCAAGUCAUUCGAAGUAGUCAAACCAAAACUUCACAGAAAGUUGUGUGUGUGUUUGUGUAUGUGAUUAUAAUCAGGUGCGUGCUUAGGGGCAGGUAGACGAGGCAUCUGUCGAGGGCCCCUCACAUACCCUGUCUCGGGCCCCGCGGGGGCUGAUUAUAAUAAACAAGUUUGGAUGACACGAUAUAUACGUUGACUUAAUGUGUCCUUGUACUGUUGAUAUCUGCUUUUUUAUUAUGAUUAUUUUCAUUUUUGCAACACCAUGAGACCAGGAAUGUAUGUUACAAUUAUAAAUAAUGUAAAGGUCUCUCUCGUCUUGCUAUCUUUCGUUGUUAUUUAGUGAAUUAAUUUUGCUGAAAAUAUUUGUAUUAUAAAGAUCACCUAGUUCAUAAUUAUUUUAAUUAAUUUAUAAUUUUACCAAGUGGGUACUUAAAAUUUGUUUGAAAUAUUUGUCAAUAGACACUUUAAUGUCCAACCUCGCUAGAAGGAGCAGCAACAGCAGCCGACACAUUCAGGGGAGUGAAUCGCACGCACAUAUGUAUUUUUUUUUUUGCUCGGGUGAUUCGAUUGCUUCCCAUGUUACGUUCGCAACCAAGUCUUCAAUCAUUUCACUUAAAUUUUGAAGUAUUUGGAGUCUCUUCUUGUUAUAUAGUUAUCUAUAUGGAUAGAAAUUCUAUGGCAUGAUCUACAGAUACAUGAUGCCCGAAUUUCGACGACCGUUUUUACAAAUCUAAAAGCGAACGUUGCAACUGUUUAUAGCUUCGAUGAUGUCACUGAAAAACAUGGCUGCCUUUUUGUUUUGUCCAAGACCUGUGUUUUAGACGCGAUUGUAAGGAAACAGUUGUAUUGCA
This is a messenger RNA of Pomacea canaliculata, 3223 nucleotides long. RefSeq lists its product as uncharacterized. The coding region runs from base 875 to 1942 and encodes 355 amino acids. The transcript has 8 exons. NCBI's taxonomy places the organism in Eukaryota, Metazoa, Mollusca, Gastropoda, Architaenioglossa, Ampullariidae. The record is from RefSeq and is a predicted model, not a curated record.